Molecule: messenger RNA, 6263 nt
Organism: Brassica rapa (field mustard)
Lineage: Eukaryota; Viridiplantae; Streptophyta; Magnoliopsida; Brassicales; Brassicaceae
Source: RefSeq, a predicted model, not a curated record
CUUGCGACACGUGUCCAGGCCUCUUUCGGAUUUUACGGUUCAUGCCACUCUUUCUUCUCCGCCGUUCCAGAGUUUGAUCGCGUCGUUUGAUCUUCGUUUUAACAAUCCAAAACGCCUCCGGUUACAGAUUCAUCGCGUUAACCCCUUUUUAAAUCCAUCAACCACGAUCUAUCAUUCAAUUCGAGAUUCUCUUAGGCAAGGCGGUGUAUCUUCAAAUAUAAAAAGGUUAGCCUGCAUUCCCUUGAAACCAUCUUCUCAGUCAAAACAACGCAGUAAACUUUUUUUUGAAAUUGAUCGAAAAAGUUUAACAGUGUUUUGAAAGAGAUAAAACUUAUUGCUUCAGUUGACAUGAUUAACUGAAGACGUCUUUUAAGUGUGUGUGGUGUUCUUCACUAGGUGAUAAACAGAGCAUCAGAUGGAGGACUACCACCUCUUUAUGUGGCUGCUCUGGAGCGACACAUAGAGACAGACAGUGCAGUUACUUUGGAUUUGGGAGCUUUUGUUCCUCAGAUCACUGCCACAAUAGAUCGUAGAGGUUAUUCUUCUAAAGGAGGUGGUUGCUUACCAUUUUGAUGAAAACAAGAGAUAGAGCUUUGAGAGAAUGGUUGGUAGAGAAAACUGGAGAAAACAUAAACGUAAAUUUUGGUUCUGGAUAUCCUAGAGGUAUACUAUGUUUAUUCCUCAAAUCUUUUCCUUUUAGUAACUGUUUGUACAGUAAUAUGUUUGUCAUACAAUUUAGAUCCUGACACAGAGGCAUGGUUAAAGCAAAACAAACAUUUUGUGUGAUCCUCCUCCACCAAGCGAAUGCAUAUGAGAUUAUGAAUGUGAAUGAAAAUACCAAACGGUUGGCCUCGGAAAAUAAGUUACAUGGAAUCAUUUUUUUUUUUUUGCUGCUUUUCAUUCUCUCAGUCACUUAGCACCUGAUAACUAAUUUGUGUACAAUUAUAUAUUUGAAAAGGUUUCAGCAUGAUGUCUACGUUAUGUCAUAAUUUUUGUGAGCUACUAUUCUACCUUCACAUCUGGAAAGCAUGAAUUUCUCAAUUUUUAAGGUCAUAUUUUCCCCAUCCGAGUUUAGUUUCUUCUUCCAAAAUCAUGAAAGCUUCUUCUAUUAAAAAUCUACAUCAGCUAAUGGUAUUUUAAAUAGAUUGUAUGAGGGUGCAGCAACAUCAUAGAAUUUUGCUGGAGGGAUUUACAAAGACUCAAGUGAGCACACUUGUAGUGAGGGAGAAAUUAAAGUUGAUGUCAUACAUUUUAGAUUAUGAAUGUGAAUGAGGUAAUAGCAUUUUCUGUUGCAAAUUUUGUGGUGUCUAUCACAGACCCGCUCCUUGGAUUAAUAGUUGCAUGCAUUCAUGUUGACUGAUAUAUAUCAUGGUGAGCCACUGGCCUAUUUCUUAGAUUCAUCAUUUGUUAAUGAAUACACGUGUUCUUCUAUGACAGAUGCGAAGUUUGGAGGUCAUAGAGAAACACCAGAUGAAACAAGAGUGACAAGGAUAAAGGAAGAAGACAAUUUGUUCCCAUCAUUUGUGUGUCAUUCGUAUAAUUUAAUAAACAGAGGUGAUCUAAGUUUUAUUGAUAAUGAAGCUUUGAUGAAUAAUAUUUAUAUUAAUACCAUAUUUAUCUGUCUUUCUAUACAAGAUGAAUAAAGAAGUGUGUUCAGACAAUUAUUGAGCACUUAAAUCCGAUAAAAAAAUGGUAAUCACAAUCAUCAGUCUCAUGUUAUAUAGAAAUCUAAAACCUAUUCGAAUUAUAUAACAUAUCCACUGAAAAACUUAUUCAAAACAAUGCAGGAAAAUUAGUGUGCUAAUAACACUUAUUCCAGUGAUAUUAUUAAAACUUUAAAAGGAAAAUUGUAAUAUAAAAAAGGUUGCUAAAAAAAACAUAUAUAAGAGGUUCUUUACCAAAAUAGAUAAGAGGUCAAGUUAAAUACGACAAAUAAGAAGACCAAACUACAUUCCUAUUUUUAGUGCUUUACUCAUUUUUUUUAUUUCAAAAUUAUAAAUAUUUUAUAAUAACACAAAUUGUAGGCGAAGGUAAAAAUAAUUUUGUAUUCCAAAAGAAAAAAAAAGAGUUUUAUGUUCAGAACUUACAGCAAACAACCAUAUGAAGUUUUUGAAAAUAUUCUGACAAUUUUUUUAAAAAAAUAUAUAUACAGACUAUUCUAAGAGUUUUAAUAAAAAUGAAAAUACAUUAGAAAAGAUAUCAUAAUUUAAUGAGAAAUUGCUUAAAAUCCCAUAUUUUAGAUACCACAACCCAAAUCUUAAUUAUUAUUUUUAACAAAACAUUAUUUGAUUUAUUUUUAAUAAUCUAUUUUGAUUCUACAAUAUAAGAUGUUGAUUAACAUGUAUUUUUCCCUUUAAUGGGAGUCAAUAGGAGAAUUCAUAUACCAGCGAUACACAAAUAUAUUACCAGCGCUUAGUAUCUAAUAUCUAUAAUGUCUCAUAUCUUCAUUCUUGGAAUAUGGAUGAUGAAAAACAAGAAUCUCAUAAAAACUAAUAAUAUGUAAAAAUGAUAUUUAUAGAAAAAUUUAGUUUUUCCAUGAAAGUAAAAAUAGUCAUUCGUAUAUUCUGAUGGAAGCAAUAUAUAUAUUGAUAAAAAAAAUUAAAAAGGUGAUCGUUGUAGUAGUUAACAAUUGAUAUUAAAUCUACAGUGAAGCUAUUAAAUCAAAUUUUGAAUAAUUAUUUAGUUUAACAUGGUUAUAUUUAGUUGUAAACUAUUUUCCGUACAUUUAUGUAAUCAUUUGUAUUUUGUUAUAAAUAUCUAAACAUCAUUCACUAAAUUUCAAUGAGAAUUUAACAGCUUAUUAGUUUAUAAUUAUUUUUCAAGUCAAAACAACAUAUACUAAAAAAAAAAGAUAAAAAACCCCUAAGAUUUUUCCUACAAUUUAUUCUUACAUCUCAAUCAAAACUUACAAGAUAUUACUAAAUACUAGAUGCACCACAGAAGUUAUUAUAUAAUAAUAACUUCCACAACGACGGUAUAAUUACCUACUUAAGAGUAACAUAUAAGCAAAAUAUAUAAUAUAUAUAAAUUUAAAAUUUAAACCCGACAAAGCAUUUGACUGUUUGUCACUAUCAGUGCAUCGUUGAUUGGUUUAUUUCAAAUUUAACAUGCCGAGCAUGUUUGAGAUAUAAUACUUUAGUAUUAUUAUUUUCGGGUUACCUGACUAACAAUUAACCGAACUGUUAAUAAAUUUUACUCAUAUAUUUACUUAAUCUAUAAUUACAUGUUCGUUUAUUUCCUCACUAGAUUCUUUAAAUUCAUCCAACUCCAGAAAAUUACCAAAAAUGAUGUGAUGGUACCAUGAAAAAAUAAAUAAAUAAAAACUACUUAUCAAGACAGUAUGGUAUAUUUUGUCUUCAAAUACAAUAACAUGUACAAAAUUUAACUAAUAUGUAUAUUUUAAGAUAUAACGAUUUAUAUCAAAUAUUUACUGUAACUAUUUAUAUUAUUUUCAAAUUAUCAUCCCGCCCGUAGGGCGGGCCGACCCUAGUAUUUCAAUAAAAAUCUAAUAAAUGUUGUUAUGUAAGAAUCAAAGGAAAAAAAAAACGAAAAUUUCAUGAAAAUGACUUUGGGUUCAGGGUAAUGAUAGUUGCAGAAGAUUUUAAACAUGGAAAUGGUAUACAAAUUUUAUUCUUGCAAUAUAUAAGUUGAACUUUCGUGUGCUAUUUUCUAGGGAAACAUUAAUCAAGAAACGAAAAAAUCAAGUUCAGAGGGGUCCAUGGAUAAAUUGGAGUUGAUUUAUAUUCUCCAUCUCAUUAUUUGCCUUCCACAUACAUGUUCAUGUUUAGAUAAAAUUGACAAAAAACAAAACAAUGUAAGAGAAGCGAAAUGCAAUAGGAAGGAUAAGUUCACAAACGAAAGAACAACAAUACCAAAUAUAUCGUAUUUAUUUUUAAGUAUAUAAUUAGUUUGGUUAAUGAAAUGAUCGGUCUUAUCAUGAGUUGGAUCUUGAUUAAGAAUCUGGCCUAAGAAAUUGAAACUUAUAAUUUGGUUAGCUUGUGUCCUGAAAUAUGGAAGUGAUUCAUAUAGUUAUAUUUAUAUUUGCUUAAAAUCAAGUUAGGUGAGGUAAGUUAAUGAGUUGGGUCGUAUAGAUUGAGAGAAACAUAAUAUUCCUUCUUUUUCCGAAAGUAAAAUUUUAUAAAUUUUCUUCUAAUUUCACAAAGAUAAAUUUUCUAUACUUUUAAGAUAUUUUUUUGUAUACUUUUAAGAUAUAUUAAUUAUAAAUAUUUGAAUUGAUUAGAUUUAAUUAGUGGAGAAUAAUUGAAAAAUAUAUAAAAAUACAUUAUAAAUUAGAUUGUAAACAUUUAUUAUAUCUUUAACGAGCUUAAAAUCUCUAAAAAAAUCUUAUUUUCGGAAAUAGAGGUAGUAACAUUUUAAUAGGUGGUAUUUCACCCAAAAAAAACACCAAAAACAAUGUGUUGCAAAGAAAAAGCAAUAGAAAAAAGGAGAAAGGUGUUAUCUGUGUGAGACAGUUUCUUUGAUACACACGACAAUCAAUUUCGCUGUAAGAUUAUGCACACAACAAUCCAUCAUGUGAUAUUAUUACAAAAUAUAAACCAUACACUUAUCCCAACUGGACUAGUUACUUACAGUUACAUGGUAUCUAGGGCAAAUGAACUUUGAAAUUUUUUUUAAAAUUUUUAUUUUAAUACUAAGUUGAUAAAAUAUUCCCAUAUUCAUAAAUAAUUGUGGAAUGAAUGUCUGAAUAACUGAAAUCAUAUUUCAGUAUUCAUAAAUAAUUGUGGAAUGAAUGUCUGAAACUCUACAAACAAACAAAACUCACAAUUUUGUUUGGUUUCAAGAUUGAUACACAUCUGUUACCAAAAAGAAAAUGAUAUACAUAGAUUGAAUGGUAGAUUAUACCCAUCAAUUUAUUUUUAGUUUUAAAUAAAUAAAACAAGCAAUAAAAAAUAAAUGAAAUACAUUUCCGUCAUUUAUGCACUUUGCAUAUAAGGUCACAUUGCACCUGCUCAACAUUUCAUCAACAUUUCCAUUUAUUAUCUUCAACCCUCCCCUUCCUUCUAUCUAUCUAUCUCUGGCUGCAUUAUGGAUAGUCCGACGAGCAUACGAAGUAAAACACCGCCGGAGAUUCUCUCCUCGUGUGGUAGCCAACGACAUAGGAGCAGCUGCGACUCCAACUCACCGGAAUUCGAGUUCUGGCGUCUAACAAACUCUUCAUUUCAUCAACAAGAAUCAUAUCUUCUUCUCUCAGCCGACGAGCUUUUCCACGACGGCGUUCUUCUCCCUCUUCACUUCCUCUUCGUUAAACCCGACCCGAGUGCCUCGGAAUGCGCCCCGGAACCAUCUCCCUCGUCCGAUACUUUGAUCACAGAGCAAAAAAAAGAACCUGAACCCGGUUUAGGAUCCGAGUUGACCCGGGAAACAACGGGUUCGAAGCGGUGGAGAGAUAUAUUCAAGAAGAGCGAAAAUAAACCGGUCCGGAAGAAAGAGAAGCGGAAAGAGAAUAAGAAGAAGAGCGGGUCGGGUUCGGGUUCGAGCUCAGGAGCGGAGCUGAAUAUCAACAUUUGGCCGUUUUCAAGAAGUAGAUCAGCUGGUAAUAACGGGACCCGACCCAGAAUGUCUUUUGGAGCUCCGACGAUCCGGAAAGUCAGCAGCGAGCCGUGUUCCCGGAGCAACUCCACUGGCGAAACGAAGUCUAGGAAAUGUCCUAGCAGUCCUGGUCGUAACGGCGUGCAUCUUGGUCGGAAUAGUCCAGUCUGGCAAGUCCGACGUGGAAGUGGAGCUCCGACCGCGAAAACGGUAUCCGAGCGGGUGGGUAAAAGGGUGUUUUCUGAGGCGCGUAGGGGUAAAACUGGAAUAGAGAGCAGUAAAGCAAAUGUCAUAAACUUGAACGUGCCUAUGUGCAUCGGUUAUCGGAGCCGGUUAAGCUGCAGUAGCGACGUGAGUGGAGGAGAUAUUAACAUUGGGAGUGACAAUAAUAUCGCCAAUGUUAAUAAUCCCAAUGGUUUAUUUGGCUUUCGUAAUCUUUUCAUUAAGAAAGUUCAUUAACGUUUUCUGUUAUAGUUUAUAGUAGUAAGCUUUUGAGAGUGAUGAUUUGUCAAACCCUCUUAGUAGUCUCAAGGGUCCACUUUUAAUUUGCUCCUUUUGCUGUUAGUACGACCCCGAUGUGUGGAUUUGAGCAGAUUUUCGUGUUUGCUUAUAUUUCAUGUAAAUUAAGAAAUACCUUUUUAAUAUAAACGUUUAAUGUACCCAUUUUCAUGGGUUAGUUUCAUGAAGUAUUUAUAUAUACACAAUUUUUCUAA